CUCUACCUCGGCUCGGCCGCCUCUGCCAACGAGGCCGCACUCGACAAGCUCGCCAUCACGCACGUCGUCAGCGUCGUCGAGCGUAACCUGCAGCCGCCGUUUGGACGGGAGCACCUGCUCUGCCAGAUUCCAGACUCCGACGACGCCGACCUCGCGCCUGUGCUGCGCGAGACCGCUCCGUUCAUCGAAGCCGCGCUGCGCGGCGGCGGGCGCGUGCUGGUUCAUUGCGAGCGCGGCGCGUCACGCUCCGUCAGCGUCGUCUGCGCCCACCUCAUGCGC
Emiliania huxleyi CCMP1516 is the source of this 279-nucleotide messenger RNA. RefSeq lists its product as hypothetical. Lineage: Eukaryota; Haptophyta; Isochrysidales; Noelaerhabdaceae. The record is from RefSeq and is a predicted model, not a curated record. The transcript has a single exon. Gene Ontology annotation, cellular component: cytoplasm. Gene Ontology annotation, biological process: regulation of MAP kinase activity; protein dephosphorylation. The annotation marks the transcript as partial. Gene Ontology annotation, molecular function: JUN kinase phosphatase activity.